Messenger RNA from Schistosoma rodhaini, 2139 nucleotides. The record is from the annotation of a GenBank genome assembly. NCBI's taxonomy places the organism in Eukaryota, Metazoa, Platyhelminthes, Trematoda, Strigeidida, Schistosomatidae.
UGAAUGUGGCGCCAAGGUCAUUAAGUAUUGCGUUACUCAAAUGGUGGGCGACAGUUUGACCUUCUAUUGGUCAGUAAUCUCCGUCAGUGGACGGUACCACUGAAGCGUUGCCAUAAUCUCUUGGGACAACUGAAAAUCUUCAGCUUCUCACAGGAGCCAAACUAACAACAUCGUCAUUUUUUUCUAAGUCAAUGAUGUUAGUCGUCAUAGUGCGUCAGUCGAAAGCUAAGGGAACAAAAGUCCAUGUUACUUUCUGAAUUAUCCACAGGACAAAAACAGUGAAAAACGAUUUGAGUAUAUAACUUUGAUCAACCACUCAUUUUAUACUACCCUGUCUAAUAUUUGAUAACAAUUUCCCUCCUAGAAAGCUCUAAGUAAGGUGGCAUACUCCCCUGUCAGUGAUGUAAACUGUCACAAAACUUUUCGCCUUACAAAAUAAAAUAGUAUAUUUAGUUCAAGAAUAUGAUUGAAGCCAGACAACAGCACAUAAUUGUUUUAUAACAUGACAAUAAAAUUCUGAACUACACUCAAACCAUAAGUGUAUUUCUGACUUCCUGUUCGACAGCAAAUAAACAAUUACUUAUAGCAGCAAGCGUCUCGGGCAUCCGAUUAGCUAGGCUUAUUUUUUAGUGGUUAUCACAAGACCAUUGUCCUAAGAUUUCUCUUAAAUGGUUGAUAAAUGGAACGUAGAUUAUUUACUUGACUAAUGAAAAACUCGACUUAGGGGAUAGAUUUACUAUCCCAACCCUUAUCGCUGAAAUAUAUAUAUGCCUCAUCUAUUAGAAAUAAAAGCUAUUUCUUGUGAAGCCACAUUCACUCAUUAUUUUUCUGAUUACCCCGAUGUAUCAUUCCCCCCCCCCAGAAAACUAGGUCUGACUCAGCAGAUUUUAGCUCAAGGCUUUGAAAUUGGUUGGGGAGUUACAUCAAUAGCAUUUUCAUUUUCUUAGAAAAGUUGGAAGUCUGAUGUCAAUCGUGCGCUCAAACUUAGUGAAUGGUAUUUAAUUAAAGAGUAGCUGGGUUUUUUUCCAAUUAACCCACCUUGUUUAGAUUAUUAGGCCCAAAAAUGCUAUUUGGUCAUUUCUAAUAUAUCUUUGCAGUGUUUCUAUUCACAAGAAGGUAAAAUAGGUAAGCAAACCAGAAAAUACAAAAGUUUAUGGUUCUAUUUUGGUUCAAAUAGCAACACUAGCCGUAUAAAAGAGUUAGGAAGUGUGUAGUAAAAUGUUUAUAAAAUAGUACUUUUGAAGAUUUGGUUUCAGGCUGUAUAUACAAUUUAUACAUAUCGACAGCUGGUAAGCCUAAAGUUACAAACUUGACAAAAGAUAUAAAUAAGCGAUAUAGAACCUCAUCAAAUAAAUUAAGUUUCAUUAGACUACAGAAUCUUUCAAAACAUUUACAAGCCUUUCUCAUGUGAACUUGAAAAAUUAGAUUAAAACUUCUGGAGAAUGCCAUUUCUGAAGGGUGGACGUGCUGCGGUGACAAGGACUAAAAAGUACUUAGAAGGUGGACGAAUACUUCUGAACGAUGGUGUCAAGAUUAUUGUCAUCAAUCAUGUCCCCGGAGCAGAAAUAUCACAUGGAUGCGAUGAAUUCAUUAAAUGGCAUCUUCCUCCUUUACAAUUCAGAAAUCCAAACGUUCAGAUAAUAACGUUCAAAAAUAUGUUUCCGACUCCAUUUAUUAAAAUUUACCUUGAAAAAAACGAAGAACAAGUGGUAAAUUGUGCUUUUCGAAAGAAUUCCGAUAUCUAUGAUCACUUAAUAACACUUCUUGGGAAGCCUGCUCCAUCUGAGAGUUCCUUGGUAAAUAACUUGACUACAAAAAACCCAUCAAGUUUUGGCAAGGAGUUCCCGCGCCAAUGUAUGUGCGAAUUAUAUGGUCAAAUGCCUUGCUCGUCUAAUAUUGGGAAACCAAAGUUAUGGCCAAAGUUGGAAUAUACAUUGCCUCCGGUGGAUACAGAAUGGUUAAAAAACGCGACUGAUAUCAGUGUUACAAAUGAUAGAUAGAUACUCAGUGUGUGUAUAUCUGUGCAACACAUCAUCAUUCGAUUGUUUCUUGUAUCGUUCUUCCUCUUCUUAAAGCAUAACAUAUUUAGUACCAUUUUUCAGAACACUGGAUUUUUUUCAGUCAGUCAGCUACAACGUA